This is a messenger RNA of Salvia splendens (bonfire salvia), 1480 nucleotides long. RefSeq lists its product as uncharacterized. NCBI's taxonomy places the organism in Eukaryota, Viridiplantae, Streptophyta, Magnoliopsida, Lamiales, Lamiaceae. Gene Ontology annotation, biological process: regulation of DNA-templated transcription. Gene Ontology annotation, molecular function: transcription coregulator activity. Bases 148 to 1398 code for a protein of 416 amino acids. The transcript has 5 exons. The record is from RefSeq and is a predicted model, not a curated record.
UGGGGGCAAUAUCAAACAGCCCCACUCUCUCCCAUCGUUAAAACCAUUUAUUGCUUGUGAGAAAAAACCAAAUGCUAAAAAGCGCAGCAUCUCUCCUCUUUCUCAGCUCAUACUCCUCCGCCAACAUUGUAUUGUAAUCUGAACAAGAUGCCCCGCCCAGGUCCCAGACCGUACGAGUGCGUGCGCAGAGCUUGGCACAGUGAAAGGCACCAGCCCAUCAGAGGUCUCGUUAUCCAACAGAUUUUCAGACUCGUACACGAUAAUCACUCCGCUGCAACUAAAAAGAAUAAAGAAUGGCAAGAGAUGCUCCCUAUUGUGGUGUUAAAAGCUGAGGAAAUCAUCUACUCCAAAGCCAACUCUGAGGCUGAAUACUCGAAUGUUGAGACGCUAUGGGACCGAGUGAAUGAUGCCGUCGACACAAUUAUUAGGAAAGACGAGAGCACGGAGACUGGGGAGCUUCUGCCUCCCUGUGUUGAAGCUGCACUUAACCUAGGGUGUGUACCGGUAAGGGCAUCGAGGAGCCAAAGGCACAACAAUCUGAGGACUUACCUCAGACCGUCCUAUGAGGAAUGCAACAAUAGCUUGUCUCCGAGGUUCCUAAAUGACAAUGUGAAUGAACGAAAUCUUGAUUUGCUGCCCACCCAAGCCACCAGUAGGUCGAUGAUCAAGAUGUCCCAACAUGUGGAUUCGUCCCGUUUAGUUUGGGAUUCUAACAAGCGAGUCAUACCCAACAGUACUAACCAGCACCACAUUGCUUCUUCAUUUGAGACGAAGAAGCUUCAUUGUAUUGGCAGUAGUAAUGCUUCGCUUAGUAGAAGCUCGGUGUACCCCUUGUACUAUGGGAUGACAUUCAAACCCGAGGUUCGUCAGUUGGGCUUUCACGGAGCUCAAAAGUCGGAUUCUGUAAUUAUUGGUGUGCCGGUAUUUUCAUCACCUGCUGAACCUGCUUCCGAAGUUGGUUGCUUACAGAAUCUAUUCCCAUAUGGCGAGGAUAAGUUUUUUGGGAAGCGGACAUGUGACCUUGCUUCCAAGGUUAGCAAAGGGAAGGGAACUCAUGCCGGCUUUGACUUGGACCUGAGGUUGGGACUAUUUUCUGAUUCGAAUUCGAGCAGGGAAAAGGCCUCUGGUUUCGUUACUGAUAGCCUUGGUCGUAGGCUAUCUUCGUAUGAAGGCCUUCCCGUGGAGAAGGAAUUCCCUUUCUUUCCUAUGAAGCCUGCUCAUAACACAACGUGGUUGAAUAGAAGUAAGCGGAACGAAGAGAGUGAGAGUCAGAAUGCGGACUUAGUUUCUAGGAAGCGUAGGCAAUCGGUUAGUGGAGAUUUAGGAAAUGAUCAAUUUUUCUGGUCACAGGAUUCAACUAACCAUUUUGUUGGUCAAAUGAGAAGACCUGGUAUGUAGAAAUUUGCAUUUCUCAUUGUUUGUAUCGCGAAAUUAUAUCUUUUCAAAAGAAAAUGGAAAAAAAAAUUGUAGAUUGCAUCUA